Molecule: messenger RNA, 1574 nt
Organism: Aspergillus wentii DTO 134E9
Lineage: Eukaryota; Fungi; Ascomycota; Eurotiomycetes; Eurotiales; Aspergillaceae
Gene: kin28
Product: TFIIH complex serine/threonine-protein kinase subunit KIN28
Exons: 2
Coding region: 256-1470 (404 amino acids)
Biological process (GO): positive regulation of transcription by RNA polymerase II; protein phosphorylation
Cellular component (GO): nucleus; transcription factor TFIIH holo complex; transcription factor TFIIK complex
Molecular function (GO): cyclin-dependent protein serine/threonine kinase activity; ATP binding; RNA polymerase II CTD heptapeptide repeat kinase activity
Source: RefSeq, a predicted model, not a curated record
UUUCGAGGAUGCCGGUGUUUUUAGGAUCAACAAUACUCCGUGGUCUACGGUGGGUGGCCCCGACUAAAACCGGGGAUGCAAUGAAAUCGGCUCAAUGCUUUAUUUUUUCAUUAAAACCGAAGAAGGGCAAUUUACUUCCAUGAGAUGAACUACUUAUUUGCUUUCCCUUCCUAACCCACGAAGACCGCUUCAUCGGUGGUCUUGGCGUCCAAGACAGACUUCCCUUGUCACGAAUAACUCCACACAUCGAGAGUGAUGGCAGUUUCACCUUUGGUUACUGGUUCUCCUUCAGUAACAUCUUCUACUGCUGCAGUUAAACUGAGGGGUGCUGCUAGUCAGAGUCCAAGAAACAGGCCGGAAAAUGUCUCUUCGCCUUUUGCCUCCCAGAAUACAGAUCGUGAGCUCACGGAACAAUUGAAUGACGAUGUGAGGCACAAGUAUAUCAAAGAUAAGAAGCUGGGUGAGGGUACAUAUGCUGUGGUUUUUCUCGGCCAUCUUCGAACUGAUACGUCGUCAUUCGUUGCUAUAAAGAAAAUCAAGGUCAACGCCGAAUACAAAGAUGGCCUAUCUAUGGACGCCAUUCGCGAAGUGAAGUAUCUGCAGGAAUUAUCUCACCCUAACGUCAUUGCUCUUCAUGAUGUUUUCUCUUCCAAAGAUCAGAACCUCAACUUGGUCCUGGAAUAUUUACCUCGUGGUGAUCUUGAAAUGCUUAUCAAAGACGGGGAUAUACAUUAUGGUGCUGCCGAUGUAAAGGCCUGGAUGGGGAUGCUUGUCAGAGGCGUUUGGUUCUGCCAUGAGAACUUUGUGUUACAUCGAGACAUCAAACCAAACAACCUUCUGAUCGCUGCUGAUGGAGAGGUUAAGCUGGCAGAUUUCGGUCUAGCUAGAUCAUUUGCUGAUCCUUAUUCAAAUAUGACCCAUCAAGUUAUUACACGUUGGUAUCGGCCUCCCGAGCUUCUUUAUGGCGCGCGGCAAUACUCCGGCGCCGUUGACGUCUGGUCUACGGGAAUGGUUUUCGCAGAACUGCUCCUGAGAGUGCCUUUUGUUGCGGGAAACACAGAUCUUGAUCAAGUUUCGAAGAUAUGUGAAGCCUUCGGCACACCGACUGAGGAGAACUGGCCAGGCGUCACUAAACUUCCUAACUAUAUUCCUCCAGACAAGAGCCAUACAGUACCACUUCAGGGUCGAGAUUUUUUUCUAAGACAAUUUCCAACUACCGGAGCAGUGGGUGCAGAUUUGCUCAUGUCAAUGUGUACGUUGGAUCCGAGGAAGCGAAGUACUGCAUGCCAAAUCCUCCAACACAAUUGGUGGUUCAUUGAGCCCAGACCGACAAGUAAAGAAGACCUUCCAAGAAAAUCAGGCGGUGCCAAGAAAAUGGGUGAUGACUUGACUAGACGAGGUGGUGAAAUUGACGAAAGUCAAUUCAAGAAUGCUGCCCGGCAAUUGGAUUUUUCUGCGAUGAAAAAAUGAGAUAACAAAGUCAAGGUCAAUCUGAACAUUGCAAGCACAGAGUCUCUACAUCUGGGCGCCAGGUAAACCUACACGCAAUUUCAUCAAUGUUUGGCAAAAAAAAA